This is a messenger RNA of Perkinsus marinus ATCC 50983, 669 nucleotides long. RefSeq lists its product as hypothetical. The coding region runs from base 1 to 669 and encodes 222 amino acids. The record is from RefSeq and is a predicted model, not a curated record. The transcript has 5 exons. Lineage: Eukaryota; Perkinsozoa; Perkinsida; Perkinsidae.
AUGUCGGCUUUCUCAAGGGAAUACAUCAGCACGGCCGAUGCCGAGCCGCUGGUUCUUGCUGCUAUGGAUGACACGACUGCUGUCAGAGUGGUGAAGGCUGAUGUCGCUCAACAUGGUCUCGUGGAGGGCCUCAGGGAGAUCAUCAGAUUACAAAGCCCAUCGUAUCAGCCUGGCAUGGUUUAUGGCGUUGUGGUGGAGCUCCAGCCUACGUCUGAUACAAAAUUAUCAGAGCUGGAUGCAGCGGACGAGUACAUGUCGGUGUUGUUCAGCUGUUCUCAGUCGAGGCAUGAGCAACCCGUUCACAACGAAGUGUGGGUGGUGGCCACUGGAGAGAAGGAGUGGCAAUGGGAAAGUGACGAGGGUUGGCCUCGGGGCAUGGACAGGUAUCUUGCCGCUCCUACUGUGACCGCAGGGGCGUUCACCUUGACACAGACAGACCCCUACGGCUUUGAGCUCACCGCCGCUGUUCCUGGUGCUGGGCUGAAGACACUGAGGAGCUCCACUGAGGAGGCCACUAUCAAGGCACUGCUGAAGGAGAAGCACUGCUAUGUUGGUCUGCGAAGUGACGAGGGGUUCGAGGCGCUGUCGAUGGUCACCAACAAGUGCUGGAGAUUACUGUUGAGGAAACCAGCACCAGCAGGAGGAGGAGGAGGAAAUAUUCAGAGUUGA